Solanum dulcamara is the source of this 921-nucleotide messenger RNA. RefSeq names its product LEAF RUST 10 DISEASE-RESISTANCE LOCUS RECEPTOR-LIKE PROTEIN KINASE-like 2.2. The transcript has a single exon. The record is from RefSeq and is a predicted model, not a curated record. Gene Ontology annotation, molecular function: polysaccharide binding. Bases 1 to 921 code for a protein of 306 amino acids. Lineage: Eukaryota; Viridiplantae; Streptophyta; Magnoliopsida; Solanales; Solanaceae.
AUGGAUAGCUUCCUCUCCUUCCAAUUUAUAGCUUGCACAGUACUCUUCUUCAUCUUAAUUCACCUUCCUCCUCUUUCUUCCCGCGAAAACAAGUGGUUUUCCAGCUGUGGUAAGCCCUUCAACUGCGGAAACAUAAAUGAAAUUACUUAUCCUUUCUGGGGAAAUGAUCGACCGAAGGAAUGCGGUUAUCCUGGAUUCGAGCUUCAAUGCGAAGAUCAGGGAAACACCGUAAUACAGAUUGCGAACAUAAAUUACCUUGUUCUGGAUAUUAAUUUGGACGGCCAAAUUAUUACAGUGACUAGAAAAGAUCUAGGUGCAGAUAGAAUUUGUCAAUUUAACUCGACUAUAGAUAAUUCCAAUACAUUCGAGUACGCUUCGAGCUUAGUGAAUUUCACGUUCAAUUAUGCGUGUCUGCCUUGGGCUGGAUCGUUCAAUUGUCCGAUAAAUGGAAUGAAUUAUAAGAAUGGUUUUGCAAUUGGAAGUGACGGAGGAGCUGGGACAUGUCAUGCUAGUAUAGUUGUACCAGGUCGUAAGGAGUUUUCGUCUGGAGGAAUAAUUCGAGAUUUGGGGGAUUUGAAGCAGUUGCUGGAACAGGGUUUUGAUGUGAAAUGGAAAGUGGAUAGAAGUCAUUGUAAGGAAUGUGAAAAGUUGGGGGGACGUUGUGGAUUUGAUGUUGGUGCGAAAGAAUUUAGGUGUUUGUGUCCUGAAGAUCAAUCUUCUUCGUCGUCGUCGUCCAAUAAUGCAUGCACCAGUGGAGUUCCUACUGGUGCAGUUUCGUCCUCUGGAACUGGAAAUAGUAAACCCCUUUCAUCCCUGACUACACCGCCUGGUACGUUUCCCUAUUUCCUUCUUAAGCUCUGCAUUUUCCGACAAUUGAUUUUGAAUUUUUAUAUUGUUGACAAAAAGGAAUUUCUCACAUGA